Messenger RNA from Indicator indicator, 1739 nucleotides. It is a transcript of the gene GALNT8, whose product is annotated as polypeptide N-acetylgalactosaminyltransferase 8. Bases 1 to 1728 code for a protein of 575 amino acids. The transcript is spliced from 11 exons. Gene Ontology annotation, cellular component: Golgi apparatus. The record is from RefSeq and is a predicted model, not a curated record. Lineage: Eukaryota; Metazoa; Chordata; Aves; Piciformes; Indicatoridae.
AUGGACUCUAAAUCAGUGGAGGCAUUCCAUGAGAACAUAAACCAGCUGGAACGGGACCUGAAGCUGCAAGCCAGCUCCAAGGCUGAAGCACACAAAGCUGCUGACAGGAAGGGGAAAAGGAAGACUGGGCACCGUUUGCUCUACCCAGACUCAUUCCUCUUCAGACACUGGGGUGCAGAUUUAAGUGAGGAGGAGCAAACCCUUGCACAGAAUCUGUUCUUGAAUUAUGGGUAUAAUGUUUAUCUCAGUGACCAGCUGCCUCUGGAUCGACCUCUCAACGACACCAGAUCUCCCAGCUGCAAAAGGAAAACCUAUCCAAAAGACCUUCCAACACUGAGUGUUGUCCUUAUAUUCAUGAAUGAAGCACUGUCAAUCAUCUUACGGGCAGUCACCAGUGUAAUUAACAGGACACCUUCUCAUCUGUUGAAAGAAAUCAUCCUGGUAGAUGAUUACAGCUCCAAUGAUGAUCUGAAAGGACCUUUGGAAAUGCACAUCCAAAAUUACAAUGCAAAACAUCCUGGACUGAUAAAGAUCAUCAGACAUCAGAAAAGAGAAGGCCUCACUCAAGCUCGUAUUUCAGGCUGGGAGGCAUCAACGGCAGAUGUUGUUGCAAUUUUGGAUGCCCACAUUGAAGUCAACACAGCAUGGGCUGAACCGAUUUUGUCUCGACUGAAAGAAGAUCGCACCGUCAUCAUCUCACCAGUGUUUGACAAAAUUGGGUUUGAUGACUUUGGGCUUAAUCAGUAUUCAGUGGCUGCAGAUGGAUUUGACUGGGCUCUCUGGUGCCUUUAUGAACCAUUGCCAGCUGAAUGGUAUGCUCUGAAAGAUGAUACAGCCCCUGUCCGCAGCCCAUCCAUAAUGGGGAUACUUGCUGCAGAUAGGAAAUUCCUGGGAGAGAUUGGUGUACUGGACAGUGGAAUGCACAUAUAUGGAGGAGAAAAUGUGGAACUUGCUGUGAGGGCCUGGCAGUGUGGAGGUAAAGUAGAAGUGCUGCCCUGUUCAAGAAUUGCUCAUGUGGAGAGAGCUCACAAGCCUUACUUGAUGGACCUGACCAUAGCGAUGAAGCGCAAUGCCUUGCGUGUGGCCGAAGUCUGGAUGGACGACUACAAGUACAUGGUCUAUGUUGCAUGGAAUCUUCCAGUUGAGAACCAUGGAAUAGACUUUGGAGAUGUAUCUUCCAGAAAAGAGCUAAGGAAAAAACUGAACUGCAAAGGCUUUGACUGGUACAUAAAAAACGUUUACCCAGGCUUAAUCUUUCUUCCCAACAUUGUUGGCUAUGGAACAAUGAGAAACACUUUGAAAGAAGACCUCUGUGUUGAUCAAGGUGCUGUCCCUGGACACACACCAAUUGUGUAUCCCUGUCAUGCAUACUCCUCUCAGCUCAUCUUUUAUCAGACCUCUGGAGAAAUGUUUGUAGGAGGUUUAUAUGCCCGAAGGAGCAAUGUUGAGAGAUGCCUAACAGACCCUGGGAAUGGGGACCUACCAGUUCUAGAGAAAUGUGACACAGCUGUGAAUAAAGGCCUGAACAUGCACUGGGAUUUUAAGCAGGGAUCAGCCAUAAUCAACAGAAGCACUAAAAGAUGCCUUGAAAUCACAGCCCCCAACCCCUCUUCAUACAGACUUGUGAUGCAGACCUGCACAGGACAAAGGUGGCACAUCCAACACACACUUAAGGGCUGGGGAAAGACAAAAGACCUGGAACAGAAGACACAGCCCCCAAAGCAUUGACUGUAGGUCAG